Molecule: messenger RNA, 27022 nt
Organism: Pelobates cultripes (western spadefoot toad)
Lineage: Eukaryota; Metazoa; Chordata; Amphibia; Anura; Pelobatidae
Source: the annotation of a GenBank genome assembly
CCUGAAGAUGCACCAUGACUCCAGGUGCCGCAGGGACUUCUUGUACAGGCGGAGCACCCUCUGCUGAUGGCUCAGAUAGGCCGACGCCAUCUUGCCACCUCUGGCCGCAGCACGUCGCGGGAGCGCGCACGCAAAGGCACCCGGGCAGCCGUGACGUCACCGAGCGCCGCUGGCGACGCACAGGGCGCUUAGUCUGGGGGUGAACCAAGAUGGCGACUCAAACACGCCCACCUCCCCUCCUUAGUGGGCGGGCUACAUUGGCCGCUUGCUCGGCGGCCUGCUGAGGGUGUACCAAAAUGGCGGGUCAAUCCGUUUUUCCCUGUGACGGUGUCAAUGCCACCCUCUCGGUUGGUGGGUGUACCAAGAUGGCGGCGUCACCCCAUUGAAGCCCAGCGCGAGGAAUUGUGGGUUGUGGAAGGUGUGCAGCAAGAUUGGCUGAGCCUGCCAACAUGUCCCUCUACAGGUUCAUAGGUGAGAGGAGCAGGGGUGCUGCAGCCAUGAAUAUAACAUUAAUAACAUUAUUAUUAUUUUUAAAGGACCACUAUAGGCACCCAGACCACUUCAGCUUAAUGAAGUGGUCUGGGUGCUGUGUCCAGCUAGGGUUAGCCCUUUUUUAAAAAAUUUUUUUUUAUAAACAUAGCAGUUUCAGAGAAACUGCUAUGUUUACCUAUGGGUUAAUCCAGCCUCUAAAGCCUCUAGUGGCUGUCUCGUUGACUUUCACAGUGAGAAGAAUGCUUUCCUAUGGACUGGCUGAAUGCACGCGCGGCUCCUUCCGCGCAUGCGCAUUCAGCCGAAGAGGAGGAGAAGAGAGAGGAGGAGGAGAGCUUUAACCCCUUCCACCCCCUAGAGCCGGGCGGGAGGGGGUCCCUAAAGGGGGGUCACACCCUCAUGGCACUAUAGUGCCAGGAAAACAAGUAUGUUUUCCUGGCACUAUAAGGGUCCUUUAACAUUAAUUAUUAUUAUUAACAUUAUUAACAUUAAUUAUUAUUAGCAUUAUUAUUAUAAGCAGCAGCUGUGCCUUGCAACAUGUAUAGAGUCAUAUUCCUUGUCACAUGUAUAGAAUGAAUGGGAAAGUGUCACCACAUGUUACUGGUACAAGAGCUCUCAGAAAUCUUUCCCCAAAGUGUGGGCACUAGCUGUCAUUCUGGUGUUAAAGUGCAGAAAAUUCUGUCUAUACGUUGUGUAACGGAAUGCCUGGCACCCCGACUGGGUUCCUUCCGCUGACGGAUGCUCCUAGUGCUCCCCGAGGGCUUCAAGCACUCUGCCAGACACCAUAACCACUGCAGACCACACGAACCGCCACAGUUUGGUUGGGGUCUCGCCGCCCUCCACCCACUCUGGACCCAAGACCGGGCUUUAGCUUCCAGUGGGUGAACCUCAACCUCUCCUAAAUCCAGAGAGCAGGAACAAGAACAAGCUCUUACAAGAGCUUAAACUCAGGGGAGUAUUGUGAUAUAGCAAUCCCCACAGUGUAGGCAAUUCUCCAAUCCCCCAAACAUGAGCCAAGACUUCAUGAAGGGGUAAGCAGGUCUGUUUAAUGCACACAAAAGGACUUUCUUUUAUACAAGUUUUCAGGCCAGAGGCACACGCUGGACCUGGUGGUAAACUGUGACAAAAGGGACACAAACCAAGGGGAACACUAAUUAACAAAAUAACACUCCCACCUUCACAGUAAAAUCCCUCCCCUCUAUCCUGGAGAUAAUUGGCUUAAGGAACUGCAGUAAACUCAAUUAUCUCCAGGUACAGAAAAUAUCUCCAUUUUACACUGACAGUAAAAUACAUAAUUCCAGAACCCUCACAUUUAACCUAUCCCAGAUAGCUCUGAUCUGAGCGCCCAAUAUAGGUGAAAAGCGCUCAGAUCCCACGAACAGAGUAAAUUUUCCAAAAGUCUGUGGCAAAGGGUAGUUUGUCACACAUUGUACUAGAAGAUAUGCUAGCAAAUGUAUAAUCUGAGAGGAAAAAAUAACUAGUUUAAAAUUAGUCUUUCUCGACACGUGUCAGUCAGUUCUCUGGCAUUAUGCAAAAGAAUUGACUGACGGAGAGCGCAAAGGGGGACCGCUCACAGGUAGUCCUUCUGCUCCCCUAGCAGGGCAAAUCGAAGAAGAGAACAGCCGGCAUGGGCAGAGUGGUGGUGGUUACAGAAAACUAAUACCCACAAAAGUGAGGAAAUGGCGGCUCUGGAUCGGAGGUGAAUUACUAUCUCGAAACCUUACAUUGAAUACAUCAUACAUGUCUGUGUUAUGAUUUAUUCAAUAUAUUCGGAGGUGACCUCUUUAAAGGGAACCUGUCUUGAUUUUAAAUGAGGGACUAUUUUGUUAAAGCAUUCCCAUGGAUUUAGUAAAUAGUUCCCUUGAUGUAGGUAUCGUACACAUGAUAUUGAGGUGACAAAUCCAGUAGCAGUCAAGUUUGCAAAAUAAAAUCGCAUGCUUUAAUGCGGGUGAACCUGUAGAAGUCUGCUAUAUUUGUCUACUGUCACCGCAAGCAUCCAGCAGGCAGAGUUAAUAUGACACAAAAAAUUAUUUAAAAAAACUAGGCGUUUAAUCAAUAAUGUAAAUGUAGUAAUGAAAUAAUGUACAUUUUAAUAACUUUGUUAAUAUGUUUCCAUAAUUGGGGUAUAUUUCACCCCUCAGUGGAGUUAACCCCAUUUAUGAAAUGGAGUUUGCCAACAUAAUUAUGCUAAUUGCAGAUUUUUGCGGCUAUAGCUUGCCAUUCAAUAGAAAUGGCUACAUUCUGCCUGCAUUUCUUAGUCAAUCAAAUGUGCAGGCAGAUAGUGGCCAAUUAUUUUCAGUCUGAGCAUUCAGUUGUGUAUUUCCAUCAUUUAGCUCUGGAUUUUAGUUUUGUAGGUAAACUCCAGACUACAUUCAUGUUAAAGGGACACUAUGGGCACCCAGACCACUACAGCUCAUUGAAGUGAUCUUGGUGCAGUGUCCCAGGUUCCAUAACCCUGCACUGGUAAUUAUUGCAGUUUUUAAUAAACUGCAAUAAUUACAUUUGAGGGUUAACUCCACCUCUAGUGGCUGUCUACCAGACAACUAGUAGACCACUAGAAGGACUUCCGGGUGGUUCGCCUAACUGACACUGAACGUCCUCAAGCUAUGCAUGGUAUAUGUAGGUGAUGGAAGUGCACUCAAUCCUUCGUCUCGAAUUCAGGGUGCUCUAGUGGAUAAGUCCAAGUACCAAAGAAGGACCAAUUGAAGCAUUUAAAUAUAAAGAAUGAUCCAGGCACUCCAGCAUAUUCCAAAAUGUAGGCAAUCUUUAUUGGAACAAGGAACCAAAAGGCAACGUUUCGACCCCUUAGGGCAGGGGUUCUCAACCCAGUCCUCAGGACCCCCUACCAGUCCAGGAUUUGGGGAUUACCUGGGUGUGUCUAAGGUGUUUAGAAAAAAGGGAAAAAAACACCUUAGACUCUAAGGUGUUUUUUUUUCCUUUUUCUAAACACCUUAGACACACCCAGGUAAUCCCUAAACCCUGGACUGGUAGGGGGUCCUUGAGGACAAGGUUGAGAACCCCUGCUUUAGGGCCUUUGUCAAGCUUUUGGUUCCUUGUUCCAAUAAAGAUUGCCUACAUUUUGGAAUAUGCUGAGUGCCUGGAUUAUUCUUUAUACUCAAGCUAUGCAUGGUGACAUCCAGCGUCACACAAAAUCCCAUAGGAAAGCUUUAUGCAAUGCUUUCCAAGGUGCGAAGUCCUAAUGCGACUGCGGCAAUUGCCGCGCAUGUGCAUUAGGUCCCCCACGCUGGAUGACAUAGGUGGGAGAGGAACUAGGCGGAGACUGAACCAGUGCCCAUGGACUUUGUUUUCCUGGCACUAUAGUUUUCCUUUAAUUUGGAGUCUGUAUUACCAGAUUUGGCCAUUGAAAAACACUCUGAUCAAUGCCUGGAUUUUGUGGCAUUUUGAUGAAUCUUUAUUAGUUAAAAGGAUAAUAGUUUUGUUCCAUAAACCCACCUUUUCUGUUCCUACUUUUCAUCCAACAAUAUUCACAUUUUUGCUUCGAUAUUGUGUCUGUACAUAAUGUUAUUACUUACAGUAGUAUUAUCUUGAAAGGCUGCAAAGUAACUGCUUCUGGGACUGUAGUUAGCCUGCCAUUAGCUUUUUAUGAUGGAUUACAUUGGAUUCUGGUCAACUGUGGCUAAAUCAGUGGUUUGGAAUCUUAAAUCUCUCUGUUUCUUUGCUUUCAGACAUUGGCAUAAACCUAACAGAUCCCAUGUUUAGAGGAAUAUAUAGAGGUACAAAGAAACAUCAAGGUAAUGUUGGUUAAAGGUCACCGGAUACAUGUGCCAUGCUCUCUUUUAAUUAUAUAGAAAAUGCAAAUAAAUUAGGUGACUUUCAAUGUUCGUCUACCUUACUAUUGGCAUAUAGAAGCAUUAGCACUCCUACAUUGGUGUUUUUUGCAGAGUUUUUGGAUGCAGCUAAGGAGCAUCUCUCCUUGGUACCAUGCCUCAUUAAAGGGACAUUGUAAGCCUCAAAACCACUUUAUUUUAAGAUAUGGUUUCGGACAAUUUUUGCAUUUAUUGAAAACCUUUUCUGUAGUGAAGACUUUCAAAAAGCAGAAAGUCUUCCCAUUCGUUGUGUCAUCAUGAUCAGUGCUCUGUGCUGAACGCAUAUGAUUGGCAGGAGGUGGUAACUGUGUUGCAUGUGCCCUAUGUCUUCAUGACAAAAGUCAUCAUUACCGGUGACAUUUUCGUCUGCUCCAUGGAGACUGAACCGGUGCCGAAAUAAUGGUGAAUUUUAUAGUGAUUUUUAACAUUUAUGUAUUUUAAAUAGAACUCCUCCAAUCACACAAUGCAAUGGUUUUAUUGUCUGUGUGUGGGUUACAUUAUUCCUAGGUAUAUGUUUGAUUUAGUUUAGUUUGUGACCCUCCCCAUUGUAUAGAGAUGGAUACAGUCUUCAUUACAGGAUAUUUUAUUUUUUAUUGUACACACAGUAACUCCGUAUUGAUCCCAUUCUUUUCGAAUCGAAGGCCUUCUUUCUUUUCCGUUCUACAUCUAUUUCAUGUAAACAGUGAGCACACCAUAUAUCUCAUACAUUUUAUAAAACAUUGCGUUAAUUCUGUCUGUAAGGAACCCCACCUGUGUCACAUGGUGCUUUAAUUACCUAGUUCUCGUUUUUGUUUUUUUUAAACAAUAGAAAAAUGACUUGAAAAUGCCACUUGAAUAGUUUGAUUACAAUUCUUGUCAUCCUGUAAUGCUGUGUAUUUGUUUUUACAGAUGACUUUGCAGAUAUAUUAGAACGUGCUGUCAAGACUGGUGUGCAGAAGGUUAGAUUCAGUUUAUGAUUCCUUUCCUAUCCAUCUUACUGGAUAAGCCACAGUAAUACGGAACUAUGAGAACAGUCUCAUUUUUCCUUUAUGGUUUCACAUAGGUAAACUCCAAUUUUUGGGCAUUGUCACACCUGUAUUGAGACAGUAAAGUAUAUGCUGCUUAGUGGCCUUUUGAGAAGUGACAGAAGUACUGAUGUUGCAGAUAUAUGCGAGGGUAGUAAACCGGCCACAUUUGCUUUUUUAGAAUCAAAGUUUAAUCUUCCAUCUAGAGAUUUGUUUCAAUAUCUCAGGAUUAAGAAUUUUUUACUUUCUAAGUCGAUAAUUAAAGUUCAUCAUAUUACCCCCCUAUUGGCAAUUAGCCACAAGAGGGGUGGAAUCUCUAGAUUUAAUAAAUUAUUUGACUCUGUAGAACAAGUUCCCUAUGUGUCAUUGUUUAAUAAGUGGGAGAUGGAUGUCGGAAGAUCCUUCUCACUAACACAGUGGACUAAAGCCACUUCGUUGGUAAAUAAGUAUAUUCAUAAUGUAUCCUUGGUUGAAACCCAUUUUAAGCUAUUGUAUAGAUGAUACCUCGUUCCCGUUAGACUCCACAGGUUGGCACCAAUUCAUCAAAGUAAUGUUGGAGAUGUGGGAAGGAAGAAGGUACUAUGUACCACAUUUGGUGGGAUUGUCCGGAGCUUAAAGGACCACUAUAGGCACCCAGACCACUUCAGCUUAAUGAAGUGGUCUGGGUGCCAGGUCCAGCUAGGGUUAACCCUUUUUUUCUAAGCAUAGCAGUUUCAGAGAAACUGCUAUGUUUAUGUUAGGGUUAAUCCAGCCUCUAGUGGCUGUCUCUUGACAGCCGCUAGAGGCGCUUGCGUGCUUCUCACUGUGACAAUCACAGUGAGAAGACGCCAGCGUCCAUAGGAAAGCAUUGUAAAUGCUUUCCUAUGAGACUGGCUGAAUGCGCGCGCAGCUCCUGCCACGCAUGCGCAUUUAGCCGAAGAGAAGGAGAGGAGGCGGAGAGGAGUACGUACCUGGGUUGGGAAAAAAAGGUCCAAACGUAUCAUUUCUGGGUGGGCUAAUACACACCUCCUCCUGGGCUAUUACAUGACUUAACGUCAUGUAAUUAGUAAAAUCUGGUAAUUUUAAAAUACAGGACACGGAGGCUCAUAUUAGGUUCAAAGCUGUGAAAUAACCAUAGAUUAAACAUGUUCUGUAGGUCAAAAAUAAUGUUCUCUAAACGUAGAUUCACUGGACCAAUCUGCUGUUCUAAGAAGGUCCUCUAGUCUACAGCCCAAGUUGAAAACUUUUGAAUCCAUAGCUCCUCUAGUAGAGUGAGCACCAUACUUUGAUGUAUCUAUGUUGGCCAAGGUCAUGAUCCAUUUCACCCAUCAGGCUAGCGUCACUGUAGAUACCGGGUGAUGAGGCAUUUUGAUGGCCAAGAACAACUCCUGAUUUAUUGGACUCCUGAAUCCCAGGGUUCGUUUUUCGUAUUCUCGUAGGCACGCCACAGGGCAGAGAUUAACGUUAUGUGGAAAUGUCUGAUAAGACACCGAGGUAGUCGAUUUCGUCCGCCUGGCAAUGUUGAAUGACACUCCCGUGGGGGUAAACGAUCGUGCAUCUAUGUCCAAUGUCAGAACAUCUGAAACCCUUUUACAAGAUAUCAGGCAAAGGAGCAUGACCAGUUUUGCUGAUAGCUGUUUAAGCGUGAGUUCCUCGUUUCGUGCCCAAGAUUCCAGUAAACGGAGGACCAGAUUCACAUCCCACAACGACGAAUAUCGAGGUUGGGGUGGUCGAGCAAAUUUUAUGCCUCAUAGGAGCCGGCACACCAGCAGUUGUUGACCGACCGGAGUCCCUUCUAGGCCCUGAUGGCCAGAGGAAAUUGCCAAUCUAUAGAAGUUAAUGGUACGGUAAGCCAACCCAUGGCUAUAUAAAUUGGUAAGGAAACGCAACAGAUAAUUUACAGGAGCACGUACGGGAUCCACCUGUUGUUCCAUGCACCAACUACUCCAUCCGUUCCAGGCAUAUUGGUAGGAUCGUCUCAUUCCAGGUGCCCGUGCUCCUGCCAGUAGGUCGAGAGUGUCUGGUAUAAACCAGGUUCCCCAGAAAGGAGCCAUGCCAAGAGUCUGAGGUUCCCUUGGAUCAGAAGGGGGUGUGAGUUGCCCUCUGGGUCCCGUAAAAGGUGUGAGACAUCUGAAAGUAAUCUUGUAAGGUCGAUGGACAGCUCCAUGAGGGAAGGGAACCAAGGUUUAGCCAUCCAGAAUGGAGUUAUGAGGACCAACGAUGUCUGAGCUCGUCUGAGAUGUACUAGCGUCCAUGCCAUGAGGGCGAAAGGAGGAAAAGCGUACAAUCGUCCCCUCGGCCAGUGUUGGAGGAACGCAUCCGCUGCUAGGGCGUCUGGAUCUGGUCUCCAGCUGAAGAACGCUGGUAACUGGGAGUUCAAGCGAGAUGCAAAAAGGUCGAUGUACAUCAGACCCCAGAGCAUUUGAAGUUGUAGGAAUAUUUCGCGGUCCAGUCGCCAAUCGCUGGCGUCCCGCAGAUGUCUGGAGUUACAGUCUGCUACUAUGUUGGAUAGGCCGGGAAUAUAUUCCACCUGGACCGAAAUAUUGCGAUCCAGGCAAUAUUGCCAAAACUCCUUGGCCAGGUCCGUCAGAAUCCGUGAUCUCGUACCACCGAGGUGGUUGAUGUGGCGGACCACUGAUAUAGUGUCCAUUCGUAGUACAAUCGAGCAGUUGGUUGUGGCUCCAAGGAGGCUCUUCAGGGCAAAGGAACCUGCCAUAAGUUCGAGGCCGUUGAUGUGUAGUUCUUUUUCUGAAUAUGACCAUAUUCCUCUGGUGGAGAUAGGCCCGCAUCGAGCUCCCCAGCCAUGCGUACUCGCAUCGGACUCUAUGAUGAAGUCCGGGGCAGCUCGGAAGAUCGCUCUGCCGUUCCAUGUGUUGAAGCCACCAGGUGAGUUCCUGUUUGGCUUCGUGGUCUAGUGGAACAGAGUUGGAGUAUGAGUGCCCCAAGCGUAAGUGCGUGGCCUUUAACUGUCGAAGGGCCCUGUAGUGGAGGGGGCCCCGGAAAAUAGCUUGGAUGGAGCCUGCGAAGAGGCCGAUUAUCCUAGCCAGUUGUCGUAAGGUUAAUAUUGGGCGUGCCAAUGUCCGGCGGAUUUCUUUCUUGAUGCUCUUGACCUUCGUGGUCGGUAGACUGGUCGUUCCUUUUGUCGCGUCUAUGUUGAAUCCCAGAAACUCCAUGGUUUGGGAUGGGGUUAGUGUUGACUUUUUCCAAUUGAUUAAAAAUCAAUUUUGUAGGAGGGACAGUGCCCAGGAGAGGUGUUGUCGGAGCAGUUGGAUGUUGUGUGCCAUGAUCAGCAUAUUGUCUAGAUAUAUGAUCAUCCGUAAACCUCUGCUGCGUAGGAGAGCCACCACUGGCUUCAGCAGUUUGGUGAAGCACCACGGGGCCGAUGAGAGUCCAAAGGGGAGGCACUGAAAUCUCCACAUCGUCCCUUCCCAUUGGAAUUGGAGAAGGUGUUGACAGUCUUUGGCGAUGGGAUUGUGAGGUAGGCGUCUUGUAGGUCUAAUUUGACCAUCCAGUCCUCUAAUCUGAGGAGGUCCCUCGGGCAAUGGAUUCCCUCCAUUUUGAAUUGAUGGUAUCGUACGAAUGCGUUUAGGGGGCGCAGGUUGAUGACUGGUCGUACCCCUCCCCGCCUUUCUUGGGCACUAGAAAGAGGUUGCUUUCAAAGCUGUGGGAAUAUGGCGGGACCUGAUAGAUCGUGCCUUUUUCUUGCAGUGCGAGAAUUUCCUCGCUUACCAGGGUCCUGUCAUGUGUGGAGAAAAUUAUUCGGUGUGGUCUGGAGGAUUGGACAGGGUGUUGUAUAAAUUCGAUUUGGUACCCUUGGAUAGUGUGUAGGACCCAAACAUCUGUCGUUAAUGUGCACUAAGCCUCUACAUAGUGAGCCAGCCUGCCCUCCACUAUAGACAUACACGGGGAAGGGUAUGGUAGGACUCAGCCAUACGAGGCGCUCCUUGUCCCUCGCGACUGCCACGGUCUGCCCCUGACCGGGAAGAAGAGCGACGGGGACCUGUUCUCAGGAGGCUAAAAUCUAGGCAUUGCAGGGCCUCGAUAUCCCCGGUAGGUACCACAGGAAGAGCGGCUGGACAGACGGCCCAGUUGUCUGCCGGCCCCCCAAAUUUUUUUGGGAGAGAACACUCUCUUUAAGUUUGUUUGUGCCUUGUCUAAUGCCGUAAAGGUAUUGACGUAAUUACCCAAUUCCUUUACGAAGUUGUCUCCGAAGAGGAAACCUUUUGCCUGAGGCCCAGGCUUAUGGCCAUAUUAACCAGUUUCGGUUCUAUUUUCAUGAGGAUAGCUUUCUCCGCUCAGUAGCCAAAGCUGCAUUUGCAUUGCCGAUAAGGCAUAUAGACUGUUGGACCCAACCCCUAAGGGCCAGCAGGUCAAUUCGGAUCUCAUCGGUUAAAGCUGCUUCAAUCAUUUCAAAGAUUUUUGCACUGGGGCCUAAACGUGUCCAGCAGCUUAUCCUGGCUAUGGCGUAAGGAGUAAUCAAGCCCCUUUUUUGCCUUCCUGCCAGAUUUUCCCACAAAAUUGGGCCACUUUGGGGUCUAUGUCCAGCAAGCCACAAGCCACGUCGGGUACCGUAGGGCGUGGGCAUUCCACCCUAAAUUUGUUCCUCGUGGCCUUAUCUAGGGGUUUCCUGAUCAUGGCCGCUAUAUAAAGUGCCACGUGUUCGGUCGGGAACCAUUCUGCCGACCUCGGGUUUUGCAACGCAUCGGUGUCAAAUAGGGGCUCCUCUUGUGGAUCUAGGAUAGUGGACGUAUACGUAUUAUCAAUAGUGGUUAUGGUUGCUUUGCGUGUUGGGCUAUAGCCCGGGGAGGAAACCUCUGAUUCAUUGGAGUCGAUCUCGUUGAACUCAUUCAAGACCUCCUCAGAAUCCAAACCAGUGUCGGAAGAGUCUGCUAGGGCUUUUGCCCUUUUCCAUGUCCGCGCCGUGUGGUGGGUCUUUGCAGUGGCUUUACGGCCGCCCUGUGAUACUGGCUAUUUACAGGGGCCUUAGAGCGGGACACAUCAGGAUUAUGGCUAGACGCCAUGAUGGCAUUAGUAAUGGAGUGGGAUAUAGUAUCCGACAUUGUCCCCAUUGCGGAGUAGAUAGCCUGGGUGACUGAUUUGGUCAUAGUAACGUCUAGGAGCGAAGGGAACUCCUCUGAGUUCAAUUGCUCCAAUGGGGUUACCUCCUCCCUUUGGCUGGAAUGGGAUCCAGGUGGUACUUAGCUGAGGCAGCAGCAAAGAAAGAGGAAGAGAAGGGGGUCACAUGGGACUAUAUGAUAUGUGGACUGUUCCCAUUGGCUAAGAUAUAGUGAUGUAAUGGUUAACCCUAUGAGGGUAUUUGUUCAUUUUUUUUUCAUUAUGAAUACCUUAGCUUUCUUUGCUGCUGAGGAAUAAAAGAAAGAGAUAAGCCUAAUAUGAGCCUCCGUGCCCUGUAAUAAAAUUACAUUGCAGGAUUAAGACUGCAUCCUAGUGGCUGUCAAUCAGGCAGCCACUAGAGGCACUUCCUGGUGGCUUACUGACUUUUAUGUUGCCUGACGCUGGAUGUCCUCACGCUCUGCAUGAGGACAUCCAGUGGCUGUCAAAUCCCCAUAGGAAAACAUUGCAGCCAGGAGCGCGUGAGGAGGCAGAGGCAGCUAUAGUGUAAGGAAUACAGAUUUGUAUUCCACUAUAGAAUCCCCUUUGGCUACUCUGGCCUUAAUUUUGAAUUUCUCUUUAGUAAAUAACCUUGCUUUAAUUGUAAGACUUGGGAAAAUGAAUUCUCUUAAUAUCUUCUGUUGGUGUAGCAGCUAAUUAAGAGGAAAAAAAUAAACUUUGAGUGUGUAUAUAGCAGACAUUAAAAUACCAUUUUUACUUUUGUGUAUGGCCCAAUGGACCCGAGUGAACACUGUUCAAUCACCAUCCUUAUUUCUGGCUGAGAAUAAUGCCAGUUGCAGUCCUAAGAUGGCUGAUAGACCACAACUUCCUUAUUGAGGAAUGUAUUUAUUUAUUUAUAUGAUAUUGCGGUAGGGGAAAACGGGGGGGCAGUUUAGAGUACCCUUUUGGCAAUUUUAUCAGAAUCUCCGAAUAACUCCUAGAGCUUAGAUACAAUAACUGUACUGUUUAUCCUCCUGUUGUAAAGCCAUGUGUUUAGAUUGGGCCAACACUUGGCAAUUUGUACUCCAUGUCCCUAUUUUUUCUAUUUUAAAAUUACUGGCCCCUGUGUUUCCCAGCACUUAAUAAGAACCUGCGGAGUCUUGGUGCUCAUCAUGAGUGGUAAUUUACAAAAGUUGUAAAAGUACAGAAUUCUGCAGGAACAUACCUUUGGUUUUCCAUUGUGACUUCUCCACGUGGGGACCCAUAUUUUCUUUUUUUUUUUAUACAUAACCCAAUGUUUCCGUGUUAUUGUAUUUAACUGAGGUGAGUGCAGCACAGGUAAACACACCUACCUUAGAAGCAGUUAUGAGUUCAGUUAUGGGAUCACCGUUUCAUGGUACUUGGGUGAGAUUAUAUGUACUUGGCUAUUCUUUGUAUAGUGCUACAUUUGUGCACGCACCCUCGCAGUAAUCGUGCAAAAGAAAAUGUAAGCUUUAUUCACAUUUUAAUAUAUGUGCAGUUUGUGUAUGUAUAGUUUUAACAUUAUGUGUAUCUAACAAUUUUGUCCACUUUUUUUAGUUCAUCAUCACGGGAGGAAAUCUGCAAGAGAGCAAGGAAGCAAUUCAGCUAGCACAGUCUAAUGGUAUUUACUUUGUUCUCCACAGUUUGUAGUCCUUAAUUGCAAAUCACAAACAUAGUCCAUAGUGCUGUACAAAAGGAGCGCUUGUGUAAAAUUCUGCUAACACUCUUUUUAAAGGGAUCUUAAAUUGACAUGUAAUCUGUAUACUAUAAAAUACUCUAGAGCAGGGAUCUCAAUCCCCCUCUUCCCCUCCCCAUAUCAAUGUCCUACAACUCCCAGAAUUCUUUGAAUGUAAUCAAUAGCCAGACAAUCGCAGGAGUUGUGGUAGAGCAACAUCUCAGGGGGCAGAGUUUAAAGGGCCACUGUAGGCACCCAGACCACUCCAGCUCAUUUAAGUGAUCUGGAUGCAAUGUCACUUGACCCUCUGAGGGUUAACUUCUCCUCUAGUGGCUGUCUAGCAGAUAGUUAAGUGACUGAGGGGGUUUUAACCCCUUUAGCAUCGCGGGAGGGAGGCGUGAGGGCACUGCAGGAGCCUAUAGUGCCAGGAAAACGGGUUUGUUUUCCUGGCACUAUAGAAUCCAUUUAAAUUGUCUGCUCUAAAGGGGUGACCAAAAGCUAGAACUAUAGCACUCAUCAUGCUUUGGCAGUUCUAACCCCGUCAAAACACCAUGGGGUUAGAGUUACAGAACAUUGAUGAUGGAUCUAUGUAUCUUUUUGCCAACACUGGCCUGGAAUUCUGGUAAAUGUGCUUCACUUAAAUUUACAAUGCUAAGGUGCACUGUGACUGAUUUAAAUCGUAUGGGCUUGUAUUUAGUCUGAAGAGAUUUAUAAACAGCUCUGUUUGAUUGAAACAAUGAUCUGAUAUACUAGUGGAAAGUCCUCAUUUUAUAUUCUGUGUUUACUGCCUCAGUAGGAUGAUUGCAGAAACUCAGCCUUAUGAACCAUUAUCGGUUUGUAUUGUGUGGUUUACUACAGAUGUCUCUUUGUUAGAUCGUUUUUACAGCACUGUUGGCUGCCACCCGACACGAUGCGGCGAGUUUGAACAGGGAGAUCCGGACAAGUAUCUAACAGAUCUGCAGAGUCUUUUGGAAAGUAACAAAGGCAAAGCUAUAGCAGUUGGGGAAUGCGGCCUGGGUAAGAUAAUGCUUCCACCUAGCGGUAACGUUUUACAAAACAAAAACUCUUUAAACUUGUCAUUCAUUUUCAAAGUAAUUAUAACAUAAAGCAUACCUGUCGCAGAAAUAUAUGGUAACAUCAUAAUUGCCAGAAAAUUCGUAGAUGAUUUUUCUGUUAUAUUAAUACUUUUAUCUCUAAGCCAGCUGCAGUGAGAUCAUGUGCUAGGCAUUUUGAAAUGCUGCCUUGUGGGAUUGCUUGAAAGCACAACAUAGACUGGGAUUCCAAACUUUAGUUUGGUAAUACAAUCCAUACAUUCACCGAUUUCACUUGUGAAAGGUAUAGAAUAGAUUGUAUAACUUACCCGAAGCUGACCUGGUCAUCCAGGCAGGAGUGUAUCAGAUAACUAACUAAUCACUGUGAUAACAAUGCUAAUAUGCAAAAUUCAAUAAACACCUUUUUUUUUUUUCUUUGCUGCAGAUUUUGACAGAUUGGAAUUUUGUCCGAAGGAAACUCAACUCAAGUAAGUGUCAGGACCUUGAAUAUAGAGAAAGAGAUUGGAAUUUAAGAUCCCAUGUGUGUUUUCAAGAAAAUCAUUUCUGGUCCAACAGGCUAAUGUUAUGAUAAAAUUCUCAUACAUUAUAUUCCCGAUUUCACCCUGAGUGCAAUGCGUUUAUUGCAACUAACUAGUUUAUUUACUAGAUGGACUUGUGGAGCAUUACAUGUCCAACACAUGCAAACUGUAAAUAUAUAUCCAAUAUAAGUCGUGUUUUCCACAGUUCUCAUUUACAGGGGUAUUUACCAAUAUGUGAAUUAAAAAUUUAAGGGCAAAAUAUCCGAGCAGUACCUGGCAAGUAUUGCUUUGUUAGACAAACAAGCACACUAUCUUUUAUUUAUGUGAUUUCUGAUUCAGCUUCCUUCUCCGGGGAGCUUUUCAAAGCUGAAUGUUUGUAAAGUUCACAGUAGGAUUUUGCAGCAUUUAUCAAGAAACUGAAUUCUAGUAGAACAUCUAGUGAUGUCAGAAAUGGAAAACCUCUAUCUAGAUGUUUUCAUGGUUUACUGUAUAAAAAAUGUGGGGUUUAGAAACAUACAUCUUUGGACUCAUAACAUGUUAAUAAGCAACUGUCUGGACUUUGUAGAUUAAAAUAAACAUUAAGAUGUUUUGGGUAUCUAAAACGGUCCGUAAGAAUAAAAUAGAGUUUUGAGAGCUCUUUGGUAAUAAAGAGAGUUAAUCGUUUAUUGAUUGUUUAGUUGAAAGACAGUUGUGUCAGGAUAAUAAUGCAUAAAUCUCAGAUGUGACAGGUCCACUUUAAAGUAGGGGGUCUUUACUUUUAUGUUUAGUAACAAUGUAAUUUAUUAUUAAUAAACACUUUUUUUAAGUUUCUUGUUCCUGUUUCGGUACAGGUAUUUUGAAAAACAGUUUGAUCUAGCUGAACAUACCAAGUUACCAAUGUUCCUUCACUGCAGGAACUCACACAAGGAAUUUUUAGGUAGGUUGGAUGUAAAAAUAAAUAAAUAUCAUUUUAUAGGGCUCUAUGAAAAUAACACAAGAAACAUAAAGUAAAUUAGUGAUGGUAACCUCGGGCAGCCUUGGAAAAUGUGAUGCUAAGCCAGCCUUAAAGCUAAAGAGUACCUGAAUAUUUAAUGGGCAGUCCCAAACUAAACAAAUAGAUUACUGUUUAGUAGAUAUAUACCCAAUAAAAACCAUGAACACAUUUGUUUUUUUUCAUUGGGGAUAUAUCUAAAAACAGCUUUUGCAAGUCCUUCCCUUCUAUCCCCGCCCAGACUUCCUGUAGCUGUCCAAUCACAGACUUCCCAAUGCAGCUCAAUGAGAAGUCUUUGCACAGUAGCUGCUCUGGGCAAUUGUCUUCCUCUUGAGUUUAGCUCCACUGAGCUAAACAAGCAGGAUGUAACAGGACCAGGACGUAAAAGCCCAUUUCUAUUGAAAUCUGCACUUUGUAAAAAGAAAAAAAAAAACAAGGUACACUCUUUACAAAUAAAACAUUUCAGCAAGCUAAAGUACUUUAGGUGUCUGGAGUGUCACUUUAAAGAAAAUGUGGUUCACGGAUACCAGGUUGGACCACAGUUUGCCAUUACUGCAUUGAGAUUACAUUAAUCAUUGAGAAUAUAAUGUGAGUGGCAUGUAUAUCAAACUACGCGGCAGUUUCGGUGUUUUUACCAUUUUCAAUUUAUAAUUUACUAUAAAUGAAUACUUCUGUAUUAAAUCAGUCUAUAUUUAUUAUUUAUGACACCUUCUUUUUCUUUGUAUAGGUAUAAUGCAGAGAAAUAGAGAUCGUUGUGUUGGAGGUGUGGUAAGUACACAUAUUGGUGGUAUAGCCUUUUUUCCUGCAGCGCAUACAUACAUUUGCUUUUAAUGUUUAAAAGUACAGUGCUGGGAUGUACUAACUGUUGGCUGAUAUAGUGUGGUAAAACCAGACUAAAUUGCUUACAGCUGAACCUUACUUAACUACUGUAAUUUUUGGAAUAUAAGUCACACCCAUAUAUUUUUUUUAGUACAAAUUUAGGAAACAUAAAAUAAAACAACCUGUACCAUAAUUACAGUAAAUUUUAGUUUGUGUAGCGCAUGUAGUGGUUGAGAGUAAGGAAUCCAAUGUGUUUAGUGCAUGUAGUGUGUAAGGAAACACAGUGGGUGUGUGAAUUUGUGGGGUGGGAUAGUGGCUGUGACCUGUGUGUUUUGGAGGAGUGGGGGUGAGAAGAGCAGCUUUAUAUUUUAUUAAUAUUUCAUAUGUUAAUUCCCUCUGCUCAGGGAGAGGGACACAGAAUACCCUGGUGGUAAAAAUACCUAUUCGCCCGGAGCUAUUGUGAGGACCCAGCUUGCACCUCUGCCGGGUGCAAGCUCUUAUCAGGAGCCCCGGCUUGUGCAGAGUUGGAGCGUUGCUGUGAUAACCCACGGCACUACUCUGACAAGCCGGGCUCACGCGAGAGAGGACACUGCAGAAGCCAUGCUCUCUAUCUCUACCUAAAGAAGCUUACAAUAGAGACUAGUUGGAAUUCUUUGAUUUCCCUCACUGUGCCUGAUUGUUGAUGUGUAUAUAAAGCGAUAAAACCUAAAUAUUAUAUAUUAUAAUAUUACAAAAAAUACAGUAUUUUGAUAUCUAAUGAAGAUGUUAAACUUCAUCAUCACAAACAAGGGGGUGGGGCGGAGUUUGAAAUAAAAAAAAUAAAAAAAACACCAAUGUGUAGUCAAAAAAUUGUGUCAUUUGCUGUUCCUAUAUUACUUUUAUUACUAAUACUCAACUGGACAAGUGCUUUAUAAUGUCCUGUUGUUUAGGUUCAUUCUUUUGAUGGAACAAAGGAAGAUGCUGAAGCGUUAAUAAAUUUAGAUCUUUACAUUGGAAUUAAUGGAUGGUAAGUCAAUCAUUUUUAUUUAAUUUGUCUUCUUCCAAUAAUUGUUUGGGUGUCACAUGCACGUGUUCCUUUUGGUUCCUACUGUAUUAAUUGUAGUUUUUAUUUUAUAUUUAAAAUCCCUUUCUUGUAUAGUUCAUUGAAGACAGAGUCUAACCUGGAAGUUCUGAAGUCUAUACCUGCUGAAAGACUAAUGAUUGAAACAGGUAUGGCGAAUGAUAAACUUGAAGGAUGUUUGCAAUUUGUUUUCUUACACAUUAAACAGAUAAACUCUACAAAUAACAUGGGAAGACCAUGCUAUGGAAUAUUUAAUUGCCAUGACAGUUCUCCUGGCAGAGCAUUAUGUUGAAUAUACAACCAUAUUGUAAUUUAAGAAGAAAAAAAAUGAAGAAUAUGAAGGGUAAAUAAUAAGAAUUAAAUGGGCAACAUAACCUCUACAGCUCCAUCCGGGGAUGGUUUAGAAGUUGACAUAAAAUGGUCAUGCACAGACAGCCCCCUCCUCAGCCAUACACAUAAUUAAAGCUUCCGCAUUAUCAAUAUCAUUUCUGUCAACCCCGAGUUUUACUGUUCACAACUCCCAGCCGACAUGGCAUAUUGGCAAGAUCUUAUUUGUUUAAAAAGACGGAUGCCAUGCAUAAGUGCCUGAAUAUUUUUUAUUAUUAUGUAUUAAUAAAUGGAGUCUGAAAUCUCACUUGCGGCAAAUUAAAAUAUGAUUUGAAAUAACUUCUAAUUUUUGUGUAUCAGAUGCUCCCUGGUGCGGAGUAAAGAACACCCAUGCAGGAUCGAAAUAUGUUAAAACGACUUUCCCAACAAAAAAGAAAUGGGAAGCCGGCCAUUGUUUGAAGGAUAGGAAUGAGCCUUGUCAUAUAAUGUAAGUAUAUAAAUGACUUCAACAUUAUCUUACGUAGAAAUAAUAUUGGCAACAUUGAAGUGUUCCGCUGCCAUUGUAAAAUUUACCUUCCCACUUUUUACAAAAUUUAUGAAAAUUAUAGAAAAAUAUGCAUAUUUUGCCCAAAUUGACUAAUGAAGAGUGUUAGAGGACGAUAGAAGUAUUUACACAAGCUUGGACAGACGGAGUGUUAUCAUCAUGGGAAUAUUCUACAACUGAGUAGAUAUGACAUAUCCAUCAAACCUGGAGAGCAAUGAUUGGUUAAGGGGUUAUUCUAGAACUCAUUGACACUGAUAAUAUUUAUGCCAAUUCCAUAAAACCUGGAGAGCAGUGUUUGGGUUAGGGGGGGUUAUUCUAGCACUCAUUGACACUGAUAAUGUGUUAACGUAAAUUCAACUUAAUCAAUGUGACCGAAGACAAUUUGCAAUAGAACAACUGCACUGAGCUGUAGUAGUUCUCAAUGUGUCCCUUUAACUGCCAUAUGUGCCAUGACUGGAAGCAUUUGUUGUACCUGAUUAUAAAACUGAACACAUUUGUGAGAUACUGAGAUGCUUCUGUAUACCCAUUGCAACUGUUUUAAUUCAAUUCCAUGCCAAAGGCAAAAAGCUUAAAAUAGAACUGUCAUGAAGAUGGUGGAUAUACUGCCUUUAUAACAAAAACAGUCCUUGUUGCUGCUAACUGCAAGGAAGACUUAAAAACAGUAUAUAACCCUAAAACUAGAUUUUUUUUUCCCACUUAAAAAAAAAAAAGCUUAAAGUGACCACUUUGUAGACAAAUAUGUAUACACUGCUCAUUCACAACAUUAAAACCACUGACAGGUGAAGUGAAUAACAUUGAUUAUAUGGUUACAAUGGCACAUGUCGAGGGGUGGAAUAUAUUAGAAGUCAAGUGAACAGUCAGUUAUUGAAUUUCAUGUGUUGGAAAAAUGGGCAAGCCAAAAUAUCUGAGUGACUUUGACAAGGACCAAAAAGUGCAUCGCUGUUUGCUGCAUAACUGCAGACUGGGCCGAGUGCCCAUGAUCCACCUCUGAAAGCACCUUCAAUGGGCAUGUGAGCAUCAGAAUUGGACCAUGGAGCAAUGGAACAAGGUUGCCUGGUAUGAUGAAUUACUGUUUCUUUUAAGUCAAGUGGAUGGCCAGGUGUGUGUGUUGUUUACCUGGGGAAGAGAUGGCCGCAAGCUGCACUAUGGCAGGGAACCAUCAACACUCACACUGAUGUGGACUAUACCAACAUUAUGGGAGAUGUAGUCCACAUCAGCUGGAGUGACGAAUGUUGCCUACCCCAGCAUUAUGUGAAGAAGGCAGGCCAGCGGAGCAGUGUUGUGCUUCGAACAAUAUUCUGCUUGGAAACCUUGGGUCCUGGCAUUCACAUGCAUGUUACUUUGACACGUACUACCUACCUAAAGAUUGUUGCAGAUCUUUCAUGGCAAUGGUGAUCCCUGAUGGCACUGGCCUCUUUCAGUAGGAUAAUGCACUAUGCAAAAAUUGGCCUGGAAUGGUUUGAGGAACAUGCAAGGUGUUGCCUUGGCCUCUAAAUUCCCCAUAACACAAUCCGAUUGAGCACCUGUGGGAUGUGCAGGAACAACAACUCCGAUCCAUAGAGGCUCCACCUCACAACUUGAAGGACUUAAAGGAUCUGCUGCUAAUGUCUUGGUGCCAGAUACCACAGGACACGUUCAGAGGUCUUGUGGCGUCCAACCCUCGAUGCAUCAGAGCAUUUGGCAGUACGAGGGAGACCAACACGAUAUUAGACAGGUGGUUUUAAUGUUGUGGUUAAUCAGUGUAGGGUAGGACUUAAUAAACAUUUGUAGUCCUAUGCUACUAGCCAUGCUGUAAUUAAACAUUACUUGUCACUGCAAAGUAUACCAAAGUGGAAAUUUUUAGCCAUGUAUAGGCAAUAAAUUGUUCGCCAUUCUUUGGUAUUUGCACAUUAAAGUGACACUGUCACCAACUGGAGAGUUUGACAAAUUUCGGGUGGGGGCAGGACGACAGGUACAGGUGAGAUUUAUGUACCUGAACUUGUCCCUCACGGGCGCAGCCAUCUUGUUCGGUCUGCUCUGACGUCACUACUAUACUCUCAGCAUUGAAGUCUGUGGAGGAUUCCGCAAGAUCCUCCAUGGACAAAACCAAUUCCAUGCAGCCGUCACUGGAGCCGGGUGUCAGGAUUGAUACUUAGUCUCAGUGGGCAGAGAAAUACAGUCCCUACUUUGUGUCUGUCUAUAUCUGGACUGGAUUGGCAUAUCAGUGAAAUUCCAACAGUCAAAAUUAGUAUUUCAUAAAAAUUCUAUCAUUAUGAAAAACUCAUUUUUCUGGGGUGGGGUGUGAAAUUGCCACUUUAAUAACCAUCACACAUUUAACUAGAGGGGAAAAAAAUAAUCUGUUGAGCACAAAGUAAUAUGUUCAUAAACCGCCUUCCAUGUUGGUAAUACUGCCUUUGAUAUUGCAGACAGGUGCUCGAAAUUAUGGCUUUGGCUAGAGAAGAGGACCCACUAGAACUAUCGAAGAUCCUCUACAACAACACUAUGAAAGUAUUUUUCCCACACAUGUAGAACUUUACAGGAUCGUUAGAAAUGUCUGAGUAGUUUUAUUUGUGGUCAAUAAUCCAAUAAACACAAUCAUAUUUUACUCAGAUCUAUGACACUCAUGGAGAAAUCAUGUCUUGCUAUGUGCACAUUAUCAAAAUAUUGAUAGUGGUAGGCUAAGGCAUAGCCAACGGGAAUUAAUACUGCUGAGACAGUUUGGUUGACUGUAAAGUAACACUGGAAAUAGAUUUAUUGAGGGCUUAGUGUUGCAAACAAAGGCAGUUGGUAACUUAAUGCUAACAAUACAACAUAGUUGUAUACAGAUCAGCAACUAUACAAUAAUUCAUGCCACAGUGCUUAAGGCAGUUUUUAUACAAUAUAUUAAAAAUCUUUUUUUUUUUUUUUUUUAAGACUCCAUUUAGUAGUAAACAGAUUUUCAAACAAAUUAUAUUAGACAUUUUCCCUUUUUUGAAUUUGUAUUUUCUUAUAAAUAUAUGGUAAGUUUCCAUCCCUGAGCGGUGAACAUGUAUUUCAAACCGUUCACAUUACAUUGUUAUUUAGCAGUACAUAGAGACCAGUUGGUGACUACGUAAGCUUCCGGUAAGUUACAUAAUGUCAUUUAUACAUUGUUCCAAUUAAAUCAAUAGAAAACCUGUAGUUAAAUGUUCCUUUUUAAGUAAAUCCGCUCACCGAGAUGUACUUUCAUCCCACAAUGCUCAGAACUAAAUCCCAGACUCCUCUGCUUUCAUUCUGGGAGUGAAAUUGCCUGACUUUUAGUAUUUCACACCACUGUUCAGAACACAAUACUUACUAUACAUUGUGUAUUGAAAGUACACCUCGCUUAUCACUCAGAUGACAGUGGUAUAUAAUCAUGAAUAUUCAACCCAAGAUAUUGAUAUGUAUGGUCUAUACAGUGUCUGCACAUAAUGGUCAUGUGCCUGGUAACACGUGAAUACUUUAAGUGAUAUGUCACACGGGAAAAUCCAUCCUUUUUAGCAUAGGUUGAGACGUGAUAUGUAUUUUACACGUUUCCGGGCCAGACCAAGCCAUCCGUAACCUCGGCACAUACAAGUUUUUAUUUGUGUACUGUUAGUCAGUUUCACUAUAUGGAUAAUUUCAGUAGUCAGAACUCAGUUGCUUAGAAUAAGAACAAAUAAACCCAGUUUUUCUUAAAGCUAUAUAUGCAGUACACUGCAACAAGAAGCCUUAAAGGCCAAGUCUAUAUUCACCAAGUUCAGAUCCAACUAGAUUGACAGACAAGGUACUGCAUGGUUUGCUAUUUUCAUGAAUAAGGUUAUUUGGCACAGCUGAAAAGUGGUUCAUGGGUGUUGCACAGAAGUGAAAACAGUAACAGGAUUGGCUGAUAAAUUUAAGUGAUUUCCCUUUCCCUAUAGAAUUUGCAGAAAUAUUUUUUUUUUUUAUAGCUAAACAAAGGCUUCUCCUUAAUGUAUGAAAGUAGAGUGGGCAACUAUACCGCCAGUAACUGUGAUUACAUAUAUGUAGCUAAAUUACUCAUUUAUCACAUUAGCUUGUUCCCAUUUAUGUCGUCAAAAAUAUUAUAAUCUCUAUCCAAACAAAACUUUCCUAUGAAUAUAUUCACAAUUUAUGAGUUUCUCUACACUAUGAAUCAGCAGUGGGUCUGUUAUUUCCAAUGAACCUUUCUGAUACUGCAAUCAAUUAGCAUGCUAGUCGCUAUGUGGCAGUGUUUGUGAAGGAAGCCAAGCAAUAGCUAGAAUGACACAGAAUCCACACCAGACUGGCUGACGCAGAGCACUGGUACAACUUCUACUUGCUGAUCACAUUUUAAACUUAGUCGGAAAUGGACUCUAGUAUCUGCAUCCACAAAUGACACACAAUAGCCAAAGGGCGGGCGGGCGGAAAGGAAGGGAAAGAGAGAGUGUGUGUCUGCCUGCAUUUUAUUUUCUUUCGGGCAUCAAUCAAGUAUUCAUAGAGCUCAGCAGCAGGUAUGUAUCAAAAUCUAUACUAACUGGGUGUUCGACUAAAGUGAGAAUUCUAAGUGUGUUUUAAAAUCAAGGUCAAUAUAGCAAACUGGGAAAAAGCUCUAAGUUCGCAUUGCUUUUAUUUGGACUACUCUGGCCUUAACUUUGAGAUUCACUUCAAUAAAUAGCCCUGUAUGAAAUAAGGAAGAAGCAAAAAUUUAAAGUUCCAUACCCUUGUUUACCCUGUAGGGUUGUUUGUCCAAAUAGUCUAUUUAUAAUGUAUGUAUUUAGUCAAAACAGUUUGUUUGGGGUUUUUGCAUGUGGGUUUAUUGAAACUUGCCUUUAACCUUCACUUAGAAUGUCAACAGAUUGUCUUGGAAUAGGCUGGCGGUGGACCUCAUCCAUGCACAGUCCUGAUACGUUCACAUAGGUCACCAGCAAUCUUUACAAUUUGUUCCAGUGUCAUAGCUUUGACUAGACACAUUUUCCUCAUCUUACAUAAAUGGGACAUUACCAAGAAAGAAUGCAUCUUAAAGCAGACUCGUCGCAAAUGUGAUAUUGCUGUGGUUGUUGCUUUUGCUUGCUCAAGUCUGUUUACUAAAAAUAAAAAAAGUGUAUACAUACAUACAUACACACGUCUGCCAUUUUAAAAAGUCUCUCAGUUGCACAGCUUGGUUAUGUUAAGACUGGGCAUUAAAAUUCUGUUUCAAUUCCGAACAAUGCUCUUUAAUGAUUGCUACACUUAUGUAUAGAAAAACAAUGAUGGCUAACAGUAUGAGGACAUGAUAUGUAUUUCCAUCUAAUGUUGCUUCCAUGUACCAAGUUGUCCAUUUUAUAUAAUAGAUGUGUGCUGUGAAAUUUGAAAUAUAUUCCCAAUAUAAUAUAGUCAUUUCAUGAUAAUCACAUUAUUAAAACCCUUCAAACCAGGUAAAAGUUAUACAGCAUCUCACAAUAUAAUGUUAUUUUGGUAAUGGCACAGUAGUCUAUGCAGUGAAUCAGUAAGUUCGAUCCAUGUGACUAAAUUUAUUACUUCACCAUAAAUUUCUGUUUAGCUGUGAAGAACUACCAAUACAAAGUGGUCAACACAAGGAGCUUUCUGCAUCUCUUCUUAAUCUAGAAUGGAUCUGUGACUUUUUUUCUAGACAGUUUGAGGGUAAACUCAAAGUAACAGAAUGUGCACACCAAACAACUGUGACUUGGAGGUGUUAGCAACAGAUUUAUUACUCAUUGCUUUGGAGAUAUGAAAAAGUGCUUUUGUGUGUGCUCUCCCACCCCGCAACUCAUAGUCAAGACUAACAUGCCUAACUCACUCACUCCUACUCCACCCAAAAAAACCUAAAACACUUUGUGCAGUUCAAAAUACCUUAAAAGCAGUGGUUCUCACAUAUGCAUCUGCAUCAAAUGACAGACACUUUCCCACAGUAGCAGUUAUUGUACAAAACCCACGUGUUUAUUUUAGAAACAGGAAUACCAAUAGUCAUCAUGAUUUUACUACUACAGAGGUUCCCAAGCCAAUCCUCAAGGCACAUGAACAAGUCCAUAUUUGAUCAUUAUCCUCAUUGGAAGUGGUUUGUGAAAAGUCUAAAUCCAAGACUGUUGAUGUACCUUGAGGCGGUUUUGGAACCCAACAGUCAUUGUUUCCAAUUGAUGAAGUGAUCGCUCACAAAUGGUUGCAUGGGCUGAGCAUGAUGUGAUGUUUAUGGUGCCAGGAGUUUCCUGGAACUGUCCAAUUGUCAAAUCAUUUUUGAACAGUUUAAAAAUAAGCUGGGUCCUGUAGGUGGCCAGGUUCUGCCCUUCUUCUCAGACAUCCAUCUCUGUACGCAAUGUUGCUCCCAUCACAUUUUUUUAAGUAAACUUUUAUAUAUUGGCAUAGAAAGAAACCAAACCAUUACCAUUCCAUCUAAUUUCAAAAAUGUAUAAAAUAAAAUGGAACCGAUUAUGGCAUUAGAGAAGGUAAAAUUUAACAUUCAGUUAAGAGCAAAUACUAGGAUAUAGACUGCAGCUUCACAAAUGCAGUCCUGGUGUCAACAGAUUACAGCAUGGAUAGUAAAAAGAACAAAAAAAAAUAAAAUAAAUAGUAGCCCAAAUCUACUUGUUCUGACACACUAAUUCAACAGGAAAUAUUUUUUGGGGAGGGGAGAUAUUCAAGAGUGCAGGAUUUUUCAUUUGGAUCAUGUGGUGUGUGGAAUAUUAGUACCGAACAAUCCUAAGGAAAACAGUCACAUGCAAGUGAGCAAUCCGCUUUUUCUAUAUACUUGGAUUUCAUGGAUGGUCUGUCUUAUUUUUUGCAUGCAAUGUUUUAAUCUAGUGGUCCAUGGGGGGGGUAAGAGGGUGUCAAAACUUGCCUAGUGGUUUAACGGUGAACCCUUUAAAACCCGCCUGAGGGAUUUAGGGGGUUAUUGUGGACUGAAUUUUUCAGAAUCUCUCCCUUGCAGUUCAGCAUUCAGUGAUUCAGAGUGCGUGCUGAUAGUUCUGACAGCUGCAUUCUGGCUCACUUGAGAGGGCCAGACCUCAAGGUAGCGAUUAUGGAGGUCUGCACCUGAUGGAGAUACAGACCUCACACUCCCUGCUCAGACCCUAUUCUCCCAGGAGCGGUCUUGCCACUUUCCUGCGGCAGGGCGAAAAGAUGUAAUCUGCCUCACACCCGGAACUGCAAUAGGAAUUUCACACCCAUGUACAUUUAUUUUGGUGAUAUAUGAAAAAUCAUCUUUCAGUAGCUAUAGUACUGCCAGCCCUCCCUUCUUUCUCUAGUACAGACUUUCAUUUGGUGCAGUGAAUUGACUGAUGUUUCUCAUUGGGCUAGCAAUGUGCGACUUCAUUUACACUUUUCUCAAGGUUCCAGAUUUGGGUCUAUUUUUAGGACACCAUGGGUUAAGUGGUUCACUAAUCUAACAGUAAUUUAACAGAUAUGAAAUGGUCAAUUUUUCUUUUUACACUUUAAAACUCUGUAGUUAACGCGCUAUUUAAUUAACACCAUGGUGUUAAUCAUUUUUUGAGACCAAGGCUCAUUUGUGAAAUACUCUGCUGCAAAAAAAACCCAAAAAGGAUACUUUUUUUUUACAUUGUGUACACAUGGUCUCAGCCUGAUGCAGAGAACAGAAUACCUGCAUGAAUAGUUAAUGGUUACUCAGUUAUAGGACAUUAAAACCAUGAGACUGAUGCACACGGCUGAAAAGGUGUCUUAAACAAGUGAUGCAAAAUCAACUUUUUAUUCCAUGUACAAGAAUGUACACAUUUAAUCAGGUCACAAAAGAGACCAAGAGAUAUUUACAGUAGCACUUUACAGAAAUGUUCCGUUCAAACCCUUGCGUCAAGAUUCAAAAAAAACUUGUGCUUUCAGAAUUAAACAGUGGAAGCUUAAUCUCUGCUCUGUAGCCCCAAAUAAACCUCUCAAUGAUUUAGACAACAGCAAAAUUAAUGUUAAAUACAAAUAAUGUUUAAUCCCCCAUGGAGUCAGUGUCAUUGACAGAUUCUUCGGCAGUGGAAGUGCGCGGCUGACUAUUCCACUCUUCUUCAUCACCCUCUGAACUCUCGUCUUCGCUAAGGCUGUUCUCCAAUUCAGGCUCUGCACCUUCGUCUACGGGAACCUGAGCAGGCUCCUCAUUUAGCACAAUAAACCCAUUAUUGUUAGAAAAUGAAGCAGUGUCUUUCAGGUCUUCUUCCACGUAUACUUUUUGAUGGCACAUCGGACAAGUGUCUUGGAUAUACAGCCACUUUCGUAGGCAGAGGGCAUGAAAGUAAUGGUGACAUGGCGUAACACGGGCAGAAGUUUGGAAUUCUUGAUAGCAGAUUGCACAGACAUCGUCUAUCUCCCUCAAUUCCGAUAAUUUAACUUCUGGAAGAGAAUUGAUUUUUUUCACAGCUGUCCUCCUGUUGAUAAAGGUCUUCCAUCCAUUCCUAGCUUGAAGGUAAAUGUUGAAAUAGGCAUGCAAACACAUCAUACAAGCACGGAUUUUGCUACCUGACUCAAACAUCAUUGUAUAAGCUCCAUUUCCAAACAUGAUUACUCCAAAGAUAAACUCUAUUAUGUUACCAGUUGAUCGCACAUGGUAGACAUAGUCAUCAAGUCUUUCCCACAGUACACUGUAGUAACCAUCAAUCAUAAAGAGUGUGUAUACUGUGAGAGACACAAUUACUUUUAAACACAGCUCUACACAGAAGGCGGUCACUGCAAACAGCCAUGUGUUUAGUGCAUAGUAGUGCCACAAGAAGCAGCUGAGAAGAACAGAAAACAUGAAAAGACAGACAGACACAAACAAUACUGGAAAAUGCCUACGAAAAGAGGACACAUGAGAGGCACUGAGUGACAUCAACACUGGGUCAGUCAUUCCAUGAAUAAAAUGUAAAAUGGCAGUCAACAAAAGGCACAUGUUCCGACAAAGGCGUACAAGUCGAUCUUCUGGUUUUAAGCCACUCAAACCAGUUUGUAGGGCCAAAAUGAAAAAAAGAACCGGGGCUACAAAGCCAAGCCGUUUAUCCUCUUCUUCUGUUGAACCUAUGAAAGCAAGUAUUCCAAGUCCCAGGUAAUGUGCUAUGGAAGAGAUUACAGCACUCAUCCCUAACACAGUUAGUGUGGAGUCGCAGCCACUAAUUAUAAGGUUGCAGAAAAGUUCCCAAAUGUCAUGCCAGUGUAUGAAGUAAGUGGCUUCCCCCGUUUCACUGGCGGACAUCCUGAACAAGUAGAUUAAAAAUACUGCCUGGGUGGCGAGUCUGCUGAGCCAGAAGACUCUGAGGACAUCGGGGAAGUGAAUCUUUUUCCAUGCAUCUUCAAUCAUCAGCUGUAGUCCAUAAAUCCUGUACAUUUGCUUUAACAGAAGGACAGUAUAGCGAGUUGAAUAGUAGAACCAUUUAAAUCGGCUGGACAAGCAUACUAUAGUGAAACCGACCAGAACAAAGCCAGAAAUGGACACUAGCACUUGUUGCACUAGGAUUGGAAGUUCCAAUAUUAAACCAACAACAGGGAUUAAAAGAUCCAGUAUUAUUAGUUGAGAGUAGACUGACUGGACCUCCAGCAGUGUAAGGAAUCCAAUCCCAAAAAAAAGUUGCAAGAUAGUGAGUGUCAUCCACAAUGAGGGUCCAUUUUGUGGAAGGAAGUCCAUCCCAAAUGCCACCGAGUGAUAGGCACGGUGAAAGUUAAGGUGCAUUGUGGCAUAGUAAUUCACCAACAUCGAACUUGCAGCCACUAUGAGGGCCAUGGUGAUCAUAUAAACCUUGAAAAGUGCUCUUCGUGAUAACAUCAGCACAACCGUGGAUGCCAAAACACC